Molecule: messenger RNA, 7782 nt
Organism: Jaculus jaculus (lesser Egyptian jerboa)
Lineage: Eukaryota; Metazoa; Chordata; Mammalia; Rodentia; Dipodidae
Gene: Ccser2
Product: coiled-coil serine rich protein 2
Exons: 11
Coding region: 488-3622 (1044 amino acids)
Biological process (GO): microtubule bundle formation
Cellular component (GO): microtubule cytoskeleton
Molecular function (GO): microtubule binding
Source: RefSeq, a predicted model, not a curated record
GGCGCGGCGGCUGUGAAGUCGGGCGCUCCCUCUAGGCCUCGGACAAUCCGCGAUGCCGCUGCUGGCUGCUUCGGGCCGGGCGUGCGUGCGGCGGCCGGGGAUGUGACCGGCGGGUGUUUCCCUCCCUCCCCGUCCCCCUGACCCUAACCCUAGCCCUCUCCCCUCCAGCCCUGGCCAUACUUUUUUUUCUUUGCCAUCCUCCGUCCCCGCCGGGCGCGGCUAAAGCGCAGCCCCGGAGGCAGCGGCGGCGACCUCAGCACGGGAGAUGGCUGAUGUAAGAACGUGGAAAGACUGAACUGUGUUUCACAGGGAACAUGACAUAGAUCAUAUGAGAGAUGAAGUCUGAACUGUGAGGUGGAGGUGGAGAUCAAGGUUGUUCCUGAAAAAUGCAAGACUGAGUAACUGAUUUACAGAGAAUGGGAAGAGCUGAGUAGGGCACUGACAGAUUCUGUCAGAUUUUAAGAACAAAUGCACCUUAUAGCAUCUCAUGGAAGAAAAAACACAAAUCAAGACAUUUUUGGGUUCCAAGUUGCCAAAGUAUGGAGCAAAAUCAGUAAGAAGUACACUGCAGCCGAUGCCAAAUGGGACAGCUGUUUCUGUACUAGGAACCUCCAAGGGUAGUAAUGCCAAAGGCUACAUGAGAAAUAAUGGCUCUGAUUGUUCACUGGCCCAUUCAUUUACUUGGAGAAAAACAAAUAAAUACCAGCUUGGUGCUGAAAAUACUGAAGAACUCAACCAUCCUCAAAAUUCACAUGAGAAAUUAGCUGACCCUGACAAACAUGCUCCUCCUCAAGGAUUGUUUGAUAAAAAUGGGGUAAAAGGAGGUGUGAAAGGUGUUUCUUUAUUCACGUCAAAGCUAGCAAAGCCAUGCACAAUGUUUGUGUCAUCUACAGAGGAGUUAAACCACAAGCCUUUUCCUGGACCAUCCAAUCUGGGUAAAUUCACGAAAGGCACAUUGCUGGGAAGGACUUCAUAUUCUUCAGUCAAUGCUUCCAAAUCGCAGUUGGGCACAUUUUAUGGGAACCGAUCCACUGGCAGUAUGCAGAGGCCCCGGGCAGGCUCCUGUGCCGCCCGAAGCAGCUCCGGAGAGAGCCUGGCGCAGUCCCUGGACAACAUUAAAUCCACUACUUGUGAAAAAAUGGUAAGGUCACAGAGUUUUUCACAUUCCAUUCAGAAUUCAUUCCUCCCUCCUUCAUCUAUCACCAGAUCACAUUCCUUCAACAGAGCUACAGAUCUUACUCAGCCUUACCCAAGCCAGCAGCUGCCCAUUCGAGUGCCUCUCCGCUCUAGUAUGCUAACGCGAAAUUCCCGGCAGUCUGAAGUACUCAACGGGAAUGAACAUUUGGGGUUUGGAUAUAAUAGACCUUAUGUUGCUGGUGGAAAGAAGUUGGCUCUACCAAAUGGCCCAGGUGUAACUUCCACUUUGGCCUAUAGGAUGGUCCAUCCCACUCUACUGAAAUCUAGCCGACCUCCGUUUUCUGGAACUAUGACAGUUGACGAUAAUAAAAAUUCACCUGCUGACACAUGUGUGGAGGAAGAGGCUGCCACACUGACUAAGAAUAGCACCGCUGGUAAGGACCGAGAGCUGGCUGAAGACGAAAGUUACCGAACAGACAAUGAUCAGACUGCAAAGCCUGACGCCAAGAUCCGAUACCUGAGUGAUGAUGUGGACGAUAUUUCCUUGUCAUCGUUGUCGUCUUCUGACAAGAAUGACUUAAGUGAAGACUUCAGCGAUGACUUCAUAGAUGUGGAGGACUCCAGCAGAACUAGAAUAACUCCAGAGGAAAUUUCUCUCAAAGAAGAAAAGCAAGAAAAUAUACCAUCAAAGGAUGUAUUUGAUUCUCCUAAGGAAAAUGAGAAUGCAUUCGCGAAAGCUGAUGAAUGGGUAGAUAUAAGCGUCUCUGACAGGAGUGACUGUACCAAGCAUACUUCUGGAAAUAACUUGAUUUCACCAGAUACGGAUUACAGAGCGGGUUCUUCUUUUGAACUUUCUCCAUCUGAUAGCUCUGAUGGGACAUACAUGUGGGACGAAGAGGGCUUGGAACCCAUUGGAAACGUCCACCCGGUUGGCAGCUAUGAGUCCUCUGAAAUGAACAGCAUAGAUAUUCUGAAUAAUCUUGACUCUUGUGACCUUGAGGAUGAUGACCUUAUGCUGGAUGUGGACCUGCCUGAGGACACACCUCUUGAACAUGUGGAGUGUGACAAUAUGAACCGCUUUGACCGACCAGAUAGAAAUGUUCGACAGCCUCAGGAAGGAUUUUGGAAAAGGCCACCCCAGAGGUGGAGUGGACAGGAGCAUUACCACCUUAGCCAUACUGACCACUACCAUCAUGGGAAAAGUGACCUGAGCAGGGGCUCUCCUUACAGAGAAUCCCCUCUGGGUCAUUUUGAAAGCUAUGGAGGGACCCCCUUUUUCCAGGCUCAGAAGAUGUUUGUCGAUGUGCCGGAAAAUACAGUGGUACUGGAUGAGAUGACCUUGAGGCAUAUGGUCCAGGACUGCACGGCUGUGAAAACUCAGUUACUCAAACUGAAACGUCUGCUGCAUCAGCAUGAUGGAAGCGGGUCAUUACAUGACAUUCAGCUGUCGCUGCCUUCCAGUCCAGAGCCCGAAGACAGUGAUCAGAUACAUAAGAAUGAAGAUUUGUUAAAUGAAAUAAAACAACUUAAAGAGGAAAUAAAGAAAAAAGAUGAAAAAAUCCAACUAUUAGAACAUCAGCUUGCAACCAGGUGUAACUGCCACCAAAAGUCCAAAGUGGAAAAAUGCGCAUAUGCUGAUAAAUACACCCAAACACCCUGGAGAAGAGUUCCUCCUCAAAUACUACAGCCUUCCAGCAGCCUUCCCAGACCUACAGACCACGCCCAGGGAAAACUAAUCAAGCCACAACAUACCGAGGCCCACAAUGAUCACGCGGUCCAGGGCCUGCGCCCAGCUGGUCCGUGUCCAGAUGGAAGCUUUACACUUGGCUUGCAGCAAGGAGACAGCUGUGCUUUGCAAGACCAGCCCUUUUCCUCCAGCCCACUGUUCACAGAGGGUGUGGUAAAGAGUGCACCUUCUGCAGUGAACCCGAAUGUGAGCACGGACACUCAAGAGCCUAAUCACUUGGCAAAGAGUCAAGCCAGUGACAUGCAGUUUACGCCUGCUCCUCUUCAGUCUCCUCCCCAGUUAAGUCCAGUGGACCAGAGCAAGAGAAUCGGAAGGCAUCAGUAUCCACCGGCGGGCCACCUGCCUCAGCCCAAGCCCUCGCAGCUUUCAAAGCCAUCCUCAUUGAGUUCUUUGGUUCCUCCUCCAGAUUCUGAGUCCUCGCCAAGCAGAACUCCCACUUGUAGAAAGUCACCGGCAAUCACACCAUGUAACUCAACAAAACUGCAGCUGACAUCUAGUCAAACCAAUCUUGCAAAUAAUCUCAAAGUCUCUAAGCUCCGCCCCCCUUCUGGCUCCUUCACACAAAAACAAGUAAGCGGUCCCCGACAGGAGCCCCAAAACUAUCAGGCCAAGACCAGCAUCCCAAGGCCACUAGCACGACAAAGAGAAAUCGUGCAGAAUCCACAGGGCAGUUUGCAUUCUGGGGAUUGUUUGGCCUCCAGUCGAUAUUCUCGUCUUCCUAAACCAAAGAUCCAUUGAAUUCACAGCCAUCACUUGCCUAUUUGUCUUUUACAAAUGCCCUGUUCUGUAAUAGCUUUAUGUGCAGUUUGCUGUGACACCCUCUGAGGCUCCAUUAAAAGCCUGCAAAUCUUAAAAUUAAAAUGUGGAAGCUUCUACUAGCUUGGCUCUUCCAUUUUCUGUCCUGGUUGAAGUGCAUAUCGUUUGAGUAUACUUGUCUCGGGUACACACAGACAGUGUACCUACUCAUUUCAGAGGCCACCAAAGGCUGUACUCAUGAGUCCACCCUCUGCAUACCGAGAAGUCAUAGCAGCCCACCUGGCUGUCAGGACGUGUGUGCUGCUGAUUUAGUUCUGUCGUGGUCUUUAUUAGCUGUGGUUAUCAGAACCCCAUCCGUUUCGCUUGUUCCUUCUGUGAAUAUGGCUACUGUUCUUAAGCAUCUGAUGACAGUGGAAGAUGGUGGUCUGCAAGUAGAGUUCAGCCGGUGUUGUGUCUAUCAAGAGGUCUAUGCGAAAGCUGCACGAUGAGUAAAGAUGUGGCGUUUAGAGAUAAGGCCCUGCUUUCCUUGCUGGCGUCAGCAAGAUGAUCCUGAUGCUUAUUCAUUCAUCAAGUUCUCCAGGCUGACAAUGUUCAUUAUGUUACAUCAACCACUUCUGUGUUGCUUUAGCCCCUUAGUUCACACACAGGCCAUUUGCUUGUAUCGCUACAGGGUAAAUGUAAAGAGCUUCAGGUGCCUGGCAGCCUAUUGUUUGUAACCUGUGCUCAUGCUGGAGCUGUGCUGACAGUUCAGUUUUGAACCCUGUAGAUGUAUGGAUCCAUCAUGGCUGUUCUAAGGUUUCAUAACAUACGUUUUAAAUGAAAUCUUUAUUGAAAUAUUUAUAUUUAUUGACUUUCUGCUAAUAUCUGAAGACUGGAAUAAUGGUCUUGAAAUAUUUGCACAAAAGUUUGAUGGGAUAUAAAUGUCCCAUACAUAGGGAUUUAAAGCUUAUUUUCUAUAGAACAAUAAGUUAAAUAUUUUGAGGAAAAAUGUAAAUUUAAGAAUAUCUUGAAAGCUUGAAUUCAUAAGUUUGCUUUUAUGAGUUUCUUAGGUUUUCCUUUAUUGGUAUAUGUUUGAAUGACAGUUACUUGAAAAGUAGAUUUGGAAAGACAAAUAGAAUUGUAUUUCACUAAGCAGUAUUUCAAAGGGAGUGUGCUUAUUUAUUUUAAUGCAUUACAGAAGGCAGCUCGGAGACCCUCCUCCAAUGGCCAUGUUCAGGAAUCCAGUUAUGCUCUAUAAGUCACUUGCCAAAUAGUUCAGUCAGUUUAACUUAUGUUCUCCCACAUCAUGUUGUCUUCAGGCUAGUCCCCCAUACAUGAUUUAGUUUAAGUUAAUAUUUUUAGGCAGAUAAUUUUACAAAGUCAAUUGUAUCAAAGAGUCAUGGCCAAAAAGUCAGUCAAAUUUCUAGAGAUUCCUUUAAAAUAUGCACAAGGCAAACAGUAUCUGCCCCUUUUUAUAAGAGAACAAAUGAAUGUCUCAGGUGCUUUAGUAGAAAUUUCCAAAGUGGUGUUUGCUACCCUUUUGAUGCCAUCUUCCCUCAGCACUCAGACCCUUCAGGCAAAUCAGCCAUUCAGUGGUACAAGCCUGUCUUGGGUUCACUCACGGGCAAAGAAGCCAAGUGCUUCUGCCACAGAGGGGCCCAGGUUCAGAAAGGCCUGCACACAGUCAGGAACUGUCGGUGUAGAGGCAGUCACGCCUAUCAGUGAAGGAAGCACCUCUUUGUUCGUGUGUGUAAUCAAGCCAGUCAGCUGCAGCUCCAUGUGGGACGCGUGCUUUCUCACUCUAAAGAAGACAGGAAGUUGAUGACAUGCACCUUGGAUGCUGUCACAGUCUGUUUCCUAAAGGAACGUGUGCUAAUGAGUUAGUAGGGUUUUGAUUGACCUGCACUUGGUAUAGGUCUUAGGAAAUAUUUUUUUACAGAUUGAUUUUAUCCUUAGGGAAAAGUUUUACGUUUUUAAUUUAUUUUAACCCUCUAUCUAAUCUGAGGGAAAUGUUUUGUGUAUUAUGUGGAAAUGUUGACUGCAGUACUUUGUUUGUUCUGAUUUUUGUCCCCACUAGUGCAGAAAUGUUGUCCAUUAGUUAAGCUUCUCAGUACCUUUAUUUCGUAAUUUUAACAUGAAAUAGGCUCCUCCCUCCUGCCCCACGUCUGUGCACAUGUGUGUGCGCGCAUGUGUAUGUGUAGUGUGUGUGUGUGUGUUUUGAGUCAGGGUUUCAUGUGUAGCCUAGGCUGAUCUCGAAACUCGCAGUGUAGCCGAAGAUGACCUUAAACCUCUGAUCUUUCUGCCUGUCCCUCCCGAGUGCCAGGUCGCACUUGUGUUCGGUGCUGGAGCUGCAUCCCCCGGCCUCAUCGAUAGGAUUCUGAAGCGUAAUAGAUAAAGAGAGGAAAUGUUUAGUAUGCCUCAGAAACAGCACGAAGUGUUGCCUGCAGCUCUCUCUAACCGCUGCAGGCGUGGUCUGCCUGUUACAGGUGUGAGCACGUAGCACUGCUGAGGAAUAGAGUUUCCAGAGUUGCUUAAUCUGUCUCUUCUUUGUGUAAGUCCGUGCGAGCCGCGUCCUCUCCUUCGUCCUUAGAUCACCUGCUUGUUGUUCUGUCCAUGCAGAUGGUGAAGCUCAUGACUUCUAAGUCCCAGGGAAGGGUUGGUUAAGUUUCACAUUUAUGAAAGAGAAAGUAUAUGGAAAUAAAUACUUGGCUUUUAAUGGGAUGCAUUUCAAUAUUUUUGUUUUUUGUCGAGGCAGAGUCUUACUAUGUAUGUAGCCCAGGGAGACAGACCUUGAAUUCACUCACAAUCCUCCUGCCUCAACUUCUUAAGGGCUGGGAUUACUGGUGUAUGCCAACAUAUCCGGUUGUAUAUCAAGCUUUUUAAAAGAAAGCUUGCCCUAAGAUGCUUAUUGGUAUAGGGACAGGUGGUCUUAAGACAUUAAAUGAUGAAUUAUAGAGUUGUGUGACAUAGGCUGUUUAUAACAACUGAGACCAUCCUUCUGUUAUUUUUCUUUUGUAGUCUCUUUUUCAUUUGUGCAAUAUUUCCAGGCCUAUAGACUACUGUUCAUUGUAUUUAUAUAGCUAUUAGAGAAGUUACUAAGCAUUUUAACAAGUGAAAAUCUGAAUAUGAAAGAAAAUAUCAGAUAUGCACUUUAAAUGAGCUUAAUUGCUUGGAGUUGUGCCUGAAAUAUCAAAAUGCUGCCUCCUGGGCGUGGCUUUGUUGAGUGAACUGGCUUUCUCUGUAUUUGCUGCUGUAUGAAAAUAUCAGUACAGCCUUUCAUAGAAUCAGUACAGCCUUUCAUGAAAUCAUCUCUCUGGCAUAUUAGUCUGUUCAUUAUAGCACUGAGUUCUCUUUCAGUGUUCACUGUUCCUUGAAUUAUUUCACUCAACUCAUCAAAGAGAAUGUGUCGUGUGUCCCCCCCCCCCCCCAUAGCCAUCAGUCCUAAAGAUCCUGUGACGUGGGCGAUGCUCCUGUCCCAGGUGCACUCCUGCUUUCUGAGCAGAGUUGUGCUGCUGGUUUUCUGAGCUCCAGGAUGCUGGGGUCAAGCAGUCCUGCACUGAAGGUCAGUAAGGCUGCAGCACCAUUUCUGCUCUCUCUCCAUCCUGUACCGUUAGCUCUUGUCACCGAGUUAACUCAGGUGGUUACGUCUGCAUGCUUGUGCACACUUCUGAAGACAAUCGUAGCUGUCAUGUCUACUACACGUUAUGUUAUCUGUGGGUAUGAUGGCCUUGCUGCUUUUCUUAAUGCUGAUGCCUGGGUUCUAUUUCUGUUGAUCUUUAAGUUUCCUGCUGCCGCAGCUUGAGAGGAUACAUUUGGAUCUGAUUACGAGGGUUCUGUUAUAAUGUUAUUGGUUAAAUAUUAUGUCUUCACCUUGUUGGGAGAAGCUGCCCCUUCCUCCUGUGGAGCAUUGCCUGCCACAGUGAAACGAUGCUGGCCUUGAGAAUUUACAGUCUGUGUCAUGACUCCCGAGUGUCUACGUCAUGACUAACUAAAACCAGAAAUAAUAUCUGCAGUGUUGUUUUUCCUGUUGAUUUAUAAACCAGUUCAGAGUACAUAAUGUAUAUUAGAAUUUGCCUGUAAAAUGAAUUAUGAAACCAGAUGUAAAGUCUCCUUCCUGAAAAUGAUGGCAUAGUAAAUAAAAAUAAAAUUCAUAAUUAUAACAA